This is a messenger RNA of Nilaparvata lugens (brown planthopper), 4613 nucleotides long. Its product is annotated as ribonuclease inhibitor-like. Lineage: Eukaryota; Metazoa; Arthropoda; Insecta; Hemiptera; Delphacidae. The transcript has 3 exons. The record is from RefSeq and is a predicted model, not a curated record. Gene Ontology annotation, molecular function: protein binding. The coding region runs from base 2090 to 3472 and encodes 460 amino acids.
CACCAAUGUUAAGCAAAUGCUGCCUUCAUAACUUAUUGGACCGAACUACGCAUCUAUAUAUUUUCGGCUACAGCUUGUUUUGCCUGGACCGGCUUACUUACUGUACAUCGUUCAACGAUACCGUUGCGGCUAAACUAUACGCGGAUACAAGAGGAAUAUAAAGUCUCCACACUUCUUUCCAGUCUCCACACAUCUUGGUAGAGGAUCAUAUUAUUUUCCAAGACACAGUCUUCUCUUCUGCUGAACAUCGACCUUCUAGCUUGAAAUACGUUGGGAUGCGAAUCCAUAAAACAUAUGUGUUGGUUGGAACUGCACUACUGAUCCAGUCUUCCUGAGGAUGUUGGGUAACAGCAAACUGAUAUAAGUAUUGGUUCCACAAUUAUACAGAAUAAUAAUAGUAGAUUUUUAACGUGCAGAAUAACAGUUCAUUAUAUAAUUGGAUAUCACUCACUCCUUUAUUCUUUAAUUUUGGAUAAAUUAGUUAGUAUUGCAAAAAUGGAAACACUCACAAGCCCUUGUAUCUUAUGUCUUGGAUAAAUCAGUUGAAUACUGCAAGUAAGACCAAAUUUACAAGCCCUUGUAUUUUGUAUAAAUCAGUUUAAUACUGCAAGUAAAACCACAUUUACAAGCAUUUUUAUUUUGUAUAUUGGAUACAGUUUAUCACUGUAAAUGAAUCAUUUGAAUACUGCAAGUAUAUGAACACAUUUUAAAGCCCUUGUAGCCUACAGUAUAUAGAGUUCAAUACCUCAAUAUCUUAAAUUAAUCGGUUGAAUACAAGUAUGACCACAUAUUCAAGCCCUUGUAUUUAGAUCAAUAGGUACCUCAAUAUCUUGGAUGAAUAAUUUUAAUACUGCAAAUAUGGCAACUUUGACAAGCCCAAACGAGCUGCCCGAUUGGAAAAUGAUCGACCUGAGUCAUGAGGAAAUCAUGAAGGCUCUGACUCAACCACCUCAAGAACACAAAAUCGACAAAGACUACCAUCUGACUUGUUUGGUCAUCACGGACGAAUCUACAACCGAAUUCACCAGUAUAAUGGGCACAGCAGAGGCUGCAUCAAUAGCGGACAAUAUUUACACCACUUAUGGCCCACAAAACGAUGACAAAUGGACUGAAUUAUCUACCUCGGAAACCUUAUCAACUAUACACGAAAAUAACCCAGAAGUGUUGCAUGAAAACCUGGGAUCAUCAUCUACCUUCAACCAAUUGGAACAGGAAAAAAACCCAGGAAUAUUGCAUGAAAACCUGGAAUUAUCAUCUACCUUCAACCAAUUGGAACAGGAAAAAAACCCAGAAAUAUUGCAUGAAAACCGGGAAUUAUCAUCAUUGGAAAACAUCUGUUCGACUACACAUGAAGAAUCCCCAGAAAUGUUUAAUGAACAACUAGAUUUGAAUUAUGGGGAGGUUUCAGAGAAUUUGAGAAUACAAUUGUUAGAUAGAUUGAAUGAAUACAUUUUCUCGAGCAUUGAUACUUCUCAAUACACAAGUUUCCGGGACUUUGGUUUGGUGUAUUUAGGAAAAGCUCUCCAAGUAAAACCCCAAAAGUUGACCCAUCUUUCUCUCAGUGGAAACUUAGUUACAAGCGAAUUGCUCAUUGAUUUCUUAAAAUACCUACCAGGGUCUGAAAUUUGUUCGCUCAGUUUACCAGAAGUGGUUAAACAAAUACCUUCUCACCUUAGAGAUAAUUCAGAUGAUGAUGCAGAUAGUUCAGAUGAUGAUAAUUAUGGAGGUCGUCGAAUACCUUGGCUGAAACAUCUUACUGCCAAUGAUGAUUAUGAUAUUGGUAAUAAUAAUAAUAGAGGUUGUCUCAAUAUGAUGUAUAAAUUGUGCUGUGUUUGUAAGAGGAAUACAAUAAUUAAUACAUCAUCAUCUGGAAUUAGCCUUAUUAUUCAUGAAAGUGAAAAUGAUGAUAAUGAUUCCUGGUUGCAAUAUCUUGCAACAAUAUUAAAAGACACCAAAAUGAAAUCUCUGGAUUUAAUGGUAAUUUUAUUGAUAAUGCCAUCAACUUAGAGGUGCUUUCAGGUUCACUGGUUGGUACACAAAUAUCCUCCCUUGGUUUAGGAGGAUGUAAAAUUCUAGAUGAUGGCUUAAAAUGCUGGCAAGUGUUUUGAAUGGUACAGAACUCGCCUGCCUAGACUUGAGUAACACUGCAUUGGACUGUAAGAGGUUGAAGAUGAUUGUGAAUGGUUUGGAGGGGACAAGCAUUACAACCCUGAACCUGAGCUCAAAUAAAAUAGGUGUUGAGGGGCUGAAAUGUUUGGGCGGUGUUUUGAAAAAUACAUCAAUCACAGCUAUCGAUAUCAGUGAAAAUAAGUUGAAUUAUGACUGCAUAGAUGUGUUUGCACCUUAUCUCGUGGGCUCAAACAUUACUUCCCUAAAUUUGAGUAGCAACAAGGUUGGCGAUGAUGGUGUUAACUGCCUAGCGAAUAUUUUGAAAAACCAGGACACACAUAUAGAAUCCAUCGAUUUGGGAUUUAAUUUUCUGUUCGAUUUGCAAACGUUGGCAGAUUGUUUGCCAAAUACGAGAAUCAAAUCACUUUGUUUGAAAGGAAAUUAUCAAUCUAAUUUCCAAAGGUCGGCUGUCUUUCAACAUUUUUCCAAACAAUUGACAAAAAUUACAUCGAUCAACCUCAGCAAGUGUAAUUUAAGCUGCGAUGAUUUGAAACUGUUUGCAUCAGGCCUGGCUCUUUCAAACAACACAUCACUCAAGUCACUUAUUUUGAGCCAAAGUGAAAUAGACCCUGAUGGUAUCAUAACUCUGCUUGGAAUAUUGAAGAGGCAUGAAAUCACUCACCUGGAUAUCAGUUAUAGCUGCGGUAAGCAAACAUGCUCACAAUUGUUAGCAUGUUUGAAUCAAACCAGUGUAGAAUCUCUAAACUUCGAGGGUAAUGAAAUGGAUUACCAGAGUUUAGGGGAGGGUUUGGUGAACUCUAGGAUAAAUUCAAUUUAUCUUGGUUACCAUCAACUCCCAUACAAACUCACUUCAGAUGUGAGAUGUGCUAAUUUCUUUGCAAGUUUGAAAUUUAAUUCGAGCAUCACCUCACUGAAGUUGGAUUGCAUUUGUUAUGCAGACUCAGCCAUUAAAGAACUGGUUUCCGUCCUUGAAUUCACAUCGAUCACCUCGUUGAGUCUGCUGAGUCUUGGAGAGUUUUCUUCGGAAUGCAAUACGUUGACAGAUCUGAUUCUGCGCUUGCCUGCUACCAAAAUCACUUCGCUCAAUCUUAACGGAAGCAAAAUUUGCGGCAACAUAUUUUACCUGGCAUCUGUUCUGGAACUUACUGGAAUCACCUCUCUCGACCUGAGCGAUUGUACAAUUUUUGAAGGAAAUCAUAUCAGUGAGGUCCAAAACAAAAUUGACUCAAACGAUGAUGGCUCACUCAACCUGAGAAAUAGAUGUCUCUGUUUUUUCAGUGUUUGUUACUUGGCACGACAACUGUGUCAAGGAAAAUUCAAAAAACUCAACCCUGUCCGGUAAUAGAAUGGUUUACAAUGCUAUGAAAUAUCUUUCUCAGGGAUUGUUGGGCUCGCAAAUCGUCAAACUUGAUCUGAGUUCGACCAGAGUGGACUGUUUCGGCGUUUACCAUCUAGCCAAAGUGCUCAGACACACUAGGAUAUCAUCAAUAAAUCUAUCACACAACGAAAUUGCCUGCAAGGGUAUCAGGUAUCUGGUAGAUGGUCUUGUCGGCUGGCCUAUGGAAUUGCUAGAUUUGAGUGAAAACCUAAUCACAGACGAAGGUGUCCAGUAUUUGGCCCAACAUCUCGCAGAUACUGGCAUCUCUGAAAUAAAUUUGAGUGGAAAUGUGAUUGGGAACCAAACAGCAUAUCACUUGUUCAACAGUGUGAAACAAGAAAAUCGAAUUGUGAGAAGAGUUCACCUAGAUCUUAUGAGCUAUGACCUGACUAGCUACAUGGGUUUGUUCAAAUACCCAGAUUGUGUUGUAGAAAUCUGCGAACCGUGGUCUAGAGAGGAAAAUGUUAAUCAUCUGAUAAACGAUACCUAUCGAAAAACAGGGUAUAACAAAAUUGGUUUUGAAGGGCGAACAUUUUGCACAUUUGUUUGGAGCAUUUGAAAACAUCAGCAUCACAGAGUAUGAACAUCGCUUCAGUAAUAGACCUAUCCAUGAUGGUCGGUCGUCAGUUGAUGACAUAUCUCCCAUAUUUUCAAAUAGCAAUAUCGGUGUCAUAAGUGUGCAUUAUUACAAUUAUGAAAAACUGAUGACAGAGAAAAAUUCCAUUUUGAAAGUGAAAGCUAUUUCACUAAAAUUGCAGAAGAAUAGUAUAAGAACUCACCAGUUACAAAAUACUUUUAGUAUCCGCUAUUUUCGUGCACUGAUUAGCAUCAAUAUUUUCUACCUGGAUUUGAGUGAUAUCCAUGAAACCUGUUAUGAUAUUAGGAUAUUGACUGAAGUUUUGAAGGAUACCAAAAUAAUUUCUCUGAAUUUGAGAAAUAAUGGUAUAGCAGCAAGGAAAGCUGAGAUUUUCGCCAACGUCCUUCCACUAACCCGAAUUAUCUACAUAGAUUUGCACGAGAAUAGUAUUGACUAUCCAGCUUAUGUAUGCCUUUCAAAAGCUGCCCGCAAGUCGAGUGUUUGUUGGCUAUCGCUGGGAGACAAUAA